GCAGUAAGGUAGAUAGAAAAGUCAUCCAUAAUUUCAGAAGACUUUUAUCUGAGGCCAAGGGAAUGAAUCUCUAAUGGUGAAACAUGAGGUGCUAUGAUAGGGAAUGUUUUGGACCCCCCUCCUUUUAUACCAUGUGAAAUUCUGAUACAGUACCCUGCCAUAGAUCCACUGAGCCUGUCCUCCAGGCCAAAGGGUUUUUAUUCUUAGGGAAAGGGGUUAUGUUCCCAUCUCUCAGUACCCUUAGCUCUGGGCUUAUGGGGAUGUUUGGGGUGAGCUGUGUACGUGGACUCUGAUAGCUCCUGAUGUUGCUUGUUGCUGGCAUAGCUGGUGAGUGGGGAACUUGUGUGCUUGGGAUGGGGGGAAUGCAUGUUUAUGAGUAUCUAUACCUGAUUAUGCAUGUGUGUGUGUGUGUGUGUGUGUGUGUGUAUGAGACAGAGAGAAAGAGAGAGAGAGUGAUGGAAGAAGCAAUCCCUGCUCCUAGAAUCCUGCCCCCACCCCUAAUCUGAGAGGAGCUUCUGAGGAUAGGAUGAGCAGCCACAGGACCCUAAAUCUCUCAUCCUCCUUAGGCAUCUCCCAAACUCUCUGCCGUCUCAAGCCUUUACCUAUUUCCCAGUAUCAGUCAGGACUCUGGGCCCUUGAGUGCUCUGGGCUCUCCCAGCCAAGCUUUAGAUGCUGGUACUGUUCCCCUUAAGUAGCUGAGAUUGGGGCGGGAAUUUCCAGAAUAAAUAUUCUAGGAAGUGGAGGCAACACUCCCACUAACUUUACACACGGGACCUACUCAAAGAGGCAGAAAAGUCACAUAAGGAGGCUUGAGGGGUCUCAGAUGUGUCCGGUGAAGAUACAAUUCCCACCUCUCAGUCAUAUGCCGGCCUUCCCAUGUUCAGUAGCCACAUAGCUCACAGCCUAUUUGCUGGCUUUUCAGGGAAGUUUGUCUCUAAAAAGUCAUAGCUUGUACCCACUGUGCACCAGCCACUGCAGAUGCCUUUAGUAUUCAUUAUAUUUAGUAUUCACCAUCACCCUGCAAAGUAGGUGAUGUCAUCUCUAUCUUGCCAAUGAGGAGGUUAAAGCUCAGAGAGGUGAAGUGACUUGCUCAAGGUCACCCAGCUAAUAAAGGCAGAGCUGGGAUGCAGGACUAGGUUUGUGUGGCCCCAAAGCCUCCAUGCUGCCUCUUCACUGAUUAUGCAGAGUGAAUAUCUGAGUCUGGUCUCAAGCUAUGAUAUCUCAAGCCAUGGCCUUGAGAGUUUCACCCUCUCUCCGAGAGCUCCGCACUUAGCUUCCUCUGACAGCGCUGAGGGGAAAUCUAUCUCUGUUUCUAUGAAGGCUGUGAAGGCCCUGGCUAGUCCUGCCACAGGCGCACCCCUGCCCUGCUAGCUGCCUCCAUACUUGCUUGCCUUGCCAGCCAUCUUAGAGACCCAUUCAGCAUCUCCAUUGGGAGAAAGGAAGGGAUGUUCCAGAACUCCAUCUCUGAAGACUGGCCCUGCCGUAGUCACAGCAGGGUCAUUCCCUCUCUGGGUUGCUGAGCUCUGGCACUGCUCUGGCUGUUGGUGAAGGUCUGAAAAGUCCAUGGAAAGUGUGGGCAACAGGCUGGUAGCUUCCACAGUCAUGGAAUCUUUUUAGGAAUACAGAUUCUCAGAUUCCAGACCUUCUGCCUUCUCACACAAUCCCAGAUGAGUUGCAUGCAUAUUAAAGUUUGAGAAGUACUGCUCUAGGCUGGAGUCUAAGAGAUCCUCCUCCCAUUCCCGGCCUUUCUGUCCCCAUCAAAACUACUGUUCACCCAUCCCUCAUUCUCUCCCUCCCAUAUAAAAAAAACACACCAGUCUGUGUGGUAUUAUCUCCUCCUUCCUCAACUGUAAAGAAUGACACUCUAGCUCCCUAAGAAAUGAGGAAUUCCAGCUUUGAGAAAGACAGAUGAGAGAGAUGCAUAAGAACAGGGUCAUUGUAUUAGACUACCCCAGGUUUGGAGCACCCACUUUCUUAAACAUGAUCAGAGUUAGGGUACUCUUCUGGCCCAGCUGCUCUGGGAUCUCACAGUACCCUCUACUGCCUUGGUACCCCUGACCAGAAGAACAAGUUUCUCAGAACAAGAAACUGAGAGCAGUCAGGAACAGUUCAGCUGGGCAGUGAAUCCAGCACUGUCCCAAGGAAACUUAGAUGGUCUGUGACUCAUUUCUGCCAUUGGGACCAAAUCUGGGGUGUGGGCUCAUGGAACCUCCCACUGGGGUAUAUCAAAGGCACAGCUCUGUGCUAUGGGCUCGAGAACCUCUUGUCUUGUCUACAGCUUUCCCAGCCAUGUGUAGGGAGAUGGACAAGGUCCUAUAUGCCCCUGCACAAACCUCAGGCUGGCUGAGGAAUAAGAAGCAGGCACAUUGGGGGCCCAGGCCCUGGAAGGGGAGGUCUCCCUGGAGAGCUCUGGGGGAGCUGAAGGAGGACUUCCUAGAGGCUGGAGCAGAGUCUCCUGAAGGCCAAGGUGCCCAAUUACCUGCCAUCGGUGAGCUCGGCCAUCGGCGGGGAGGUACCCCAGCGCUACGUGUGGCGCUUCUGCAUUGGCCUGCACUCAGCGCCCCGCUUCUUGGUGGCCUUCGCCUACUGGAAUCACUACCUCAGCUGCGCCUCCCCGUGUCCCGGCUACCGCCCACUUUGCCGCCUCAACUUCAGCCUCAAUGUCGUGGAGAACCUCGCGCUGCUAGUGCUCACCUACGUCUCCUCUUCCGAGGACUUCAGUGGGUGCCCAGACAAGGGAAGGAGGAGUGGGGAAGGGUUCGGGGAGGGGACCCCCCACCCCCAUCCCCCCACAUCUUCCGACACAGGGCUUUCAGUACUCCUUGCAAUGCAAGCUCCCAACCUUCCUUUCUCCCUCCAGCCAUCCAUGAAAAUGCUUUCAUUGUGUUCAUUGCCUCAUCCCUCGGUCACAUGCUGCUCACCUGCAUUCUCUGGCGGCUGACCAAGAAGCACACAGUAAGUCAGGAGGAUCGCAAGUCCUACAACUGGAAACAGCGGCUCUUCAUCAUCAACUUCGUCUCCUUCUUCACCGCGCUGGCUGUUUACUUUCGGCACAACAUGUACUGUGAGGCUGGAGUAUACACCAUUUUUGCCAUCCUGGAGUACACCGUUGUCCUAACCAACAUGGCAUUCCACAUGACGGCCUGGUGGGACUUUGGGAACAAGGAGCUGCUCAUUACCUCCCAGCCUGAGGAAAAACGGUUCUAAACCCUUCUCUCCUGCUGGGGAGGAGGCCCACUGCCCAGAAAGGAGGAAACAAAUACCACUCAGGCCUUCCCCACCCCGUGUCCUCUCUCGGCCCUACUGAAGCUAGGGAGAAGGGAAGAAGGGAGGAAGGACACAGGACAAGGCUUUACCCAGCCCUGCUGGCUUCUCCUUCCCCCUACCCCACUGGAAGGUACAGGGACCUUCAAGCAGCAUCACCCUUACCUGAGAUGCAAGAAGCUGAGCUGGCAGGAGAGCUCCACCACCUGGUGCUAAAAAAAAGUCCUGAGGUUCAUAACCACCAUCCGGUUCUUUGCCUUUACAGAGCCACCUCUUGCUGAGGUCAGGGACCACUGAGCAGUGGCUGCUACCAGAAAACCACAGCCAUUUCUCCCCACAGGGUCAUUCACUUGACUAAUGUGUCUCAUGAUCUACUCUGCACAUCCAGCCCUAUGACCACAGUCCCCUGCUAAGGUUGCCCGGGUGUCCUGGUCUUGACUUCACCUCUGAUAUGGUGUGCACCCUUCCCCAUCUGCGCCUCAGUGUGUCUGUGUGGAUGAUGCCAGGGUGGGCGGGCUGUAUAAUCCAGUGGCUCUGCCAGUCUGUGCUUAUCCCUGUGGAGGUGCUGUUCUGUACCUGAAGAAUGACCAGCUCCAGAAAAAGCACUGGCUUGUGUAUUAUUUCCCAUCCCUUAUGAAACCUCUGACUUACAGACUCUUUCUCCUUGGCAAAGGUGUUGGGUAAGGGCACAGACUCCUACCCCAAAGUGGGCUCUCUGGUGUCCUUCCAAUCCACCCUACUGCCUAAGGCCCUGAGGUCUUUUGGUUGUACCUUUUAUUUCAAAGGACAAUAAAUUCUUUUUUUUUUUUUUUU
Messenger RNA from Camelus dromedarius (Arabian camel), 4077 nucleotides. It is a transcript of the gene PGAP2, whose product is annotated as post-GPI attachment to proteins 2. The coding region runs from base 2152 to 3207 and encodes 351 amino acids. The record is from RefSeq and is a predicted model, not a curated record. The transcript is spliced from 4 exons. Gene Ontology annotation, biological process: GPI anchor biosynthetic process. NCBI's taxonomy places the organism in Eukaryota, Metazoa, Chordata, Mammalia, Artiodactyla, Camelidae. Gene Ontology annotation, cellular component: endoplasmic reticulum membrane; Golgi membrane.